Molecule: messenger RNA, 570 nt
Organism: Prorocentrum cordatum
Lineage: Eukaryota; Dinophyceae; Prorocentrales; Prorocentraceae
Source: the annotation of a GenBank genome assembly
AUGCCACAUGUCGCCAGCAUAGCGUCGCUCAUGGCGAGCACAAAUGUCGAAAUCAGGGGCUCCAACCAGACCGUUGAAGAGCGCUUCACGCAGCUACGCGCCGAUCUCCAGACUUUUCUGGCAGGUUCUGGGGGGCCGUUGCUAUCAGUCAUGGGUGACGGCGAUGCGCUUCCAGAUGGUUCAGCAAUGAGCGGCGUUGUGCUUCGCCGGAGUGGAGUGGCAAUCAAUGGAUUCGGUUGUUGUCCGGACACGUCGAUUGACCCCCUAGAGAAAGGGGUGGAGAACAUCAUUUUGAAACAUAUCCACAUCCACGGCUUACAACUUAAGGUUGAUCAGGUCAUGACAACGUGGGUCAACGGUAACAGGGCAGUCGGCGUGGACGGAGGUGUCUUCCACAUCGACCGGGCGUGGGAUAUUAGCAAUUGUUUCGCGUGCGUCGGGAACUCGUUCACGGACGCACAAAUCACCAUGGGUGUUUUUAGGGGCGCUCUUCAAAAGACGGGCAUCUCGAAGGACAUUCUUUUUUUCUGUUUCGGGGGCUCGCACGUCCCGCUUAGCAUUCAGCAGUAG